Molecule: messenger RNA, 33053 nt
Organism: Porites evermanni
Lineage: Eukaryota; Metazoa; Cnidaria; Anthozoa; Scleractinia; Poritidae
Source: the annotation of a GenBank genome assembly
AAUGCAAUGGCUGGUUGUACGGACGGACGGUGUGUUGUCGUCGAAUGUCCCGUGUUUUACUCUGGUUAAUCCGACCACAUAAUUUCAUCGUCUAAUGUGGCACAAGGGCGACAGUGGAAUGAACGCGAUGAAGGCGAAAUCGCUCUGAAAGAGCCUUCCGGAAUGGACGAAUUUAACUUCGCGCUCGGAGACGUUGUGCUGGCUGAAUGGGAAGACAAACUCUUCUACGCGAAAAUUCAGAAAAUUGACCGGGUCACUGGGAAAUGUAUUUUAAUCUUUGACGACGACUCUGUUGAGGAAUGUCCAUUCUCAAAGAUUCACAGUGGUUUGUCCUUAAUUUUUGUGCUCUAAUUUUUCUAUUCCCUCACGAAAAAAUCGAAAAAUCGGCGAUCAGGCUUCUUCAUGUAUGACACACGGAUCGCAUUUUCACUCUCCUCUUGAUGUGGGAAGCAAUUAGCGCGUUUUUAUUUUGCCUCGGUAAAACUUCCUUUACGUAAUAUUGUAGGAGCAUUGUAAUUGGAUUUCUUUGUGUCGGUUAACGUUGCUUUCUGUUCCCUCGUAGUGACAGAAACGACAGCAGAAAUUGUGUGUAUUAUUUGCAAGGACGGCACUUCGCUGAAGCCAAACGAAAUCGUGCUAUGUGACAAGUGUGGAAUUGGUAAGUAAUUCUUCCGCGUCUGUUUUGUAGUUUCCACUUUCUGUUAGCGCAUCGCUGAGACGGAAGGAACUCGAAGCUUUCGUAACACUGUAAUCGCUUUCUUGCCUAUAUGUGUUUUAAUAUGUGAUGUAAAGAAAGGUCUUCCAUUAAAGAUCGCGGAGAAUCCACCUGCUCUUCAGUGGCGCUGUUGUUGUGAAAUUAGUAACAAGACGGGUUUGCUUGCAACGUGGAAUCAUUUAAACAAUAACUGCGUAAAACUGAACAUCUAAACUUUUAGUUUUUCUUUGCUUAAAACGAUUUCAGCUAAACAGAUUCAACUGAAGGAGUAAAUUAUUCAGCCUAAACAGUUUGUAAACGAUUUUUAUUUCGCGGUAAUGACUUCACAUUUCAUGUUUUCGAGGAAGUCUUCUGUUGUCUGGUGAGAUAUUACCAAAAAAAAACUUGCUUGUCAUGUGCUAGUCAGACUAAAAUUCCAGUAAACUGGUGAACCGAUGUUAUGAUAAAAUUAAAAUAGCAGAUAUGAGAUAAAACUGAUACAGGUCCUCUUUUAUUUAUGUGAUUGUAUUGAUUCCAAAAAAAAUAAGAAUAUUGACGUAGAUUUUCAAUUUGCUCGAGUCAGACUUGUUCAAAAGAGCGCGAUGAGAUGACAAUGGUAUCCAAGGCAAGUGUCCGUGAUCAGUGCAGAAUUCAGCUCAGCCUCGGAAAUGGUUGCCUCGAGACAAACCAAUUUAAAGACGCGCAAAGUUUAAGCUCAUUCAUUUUGUAUUAUCGUGGCUACUAUAGUGUUUCAUAAGUUGGUUGUGCGUUUCAUCAGUGGCUGCUGCAGUACUGAACUUUAAUGUAACCGUGGAAUUCAUUAUUGUUUCCAGAAGAGGCUUAUCGCUUACACGUUACGGAAAUCGUUUUCAGGUGUACAGUGUUAACAAUGUCUGAAAUACUUUGCAGUUGCAAGGCAUUUUUACGUUUUCGUUAAUUAUUCUUUUUCUGUCAAUGUCAGGUGACAGCCCUCGCGCGCAAGAUGAUAUAAACUUGAACAAUGUUCAUUUUGUCUCCUUGAUCGAACGUUCGAUCCAUUAUCAGAAUUCAACUUCUUCUCGCUUUGACGCAAGCAUAAUUGGAGCUCACGUACAUUUUUACGCUUUAUCUAUUUUUUUUUUGGUAAACUCUUAUUUUUUGAUAUGGCACCCUUCACAGCAUUUUAUGAUUUCGUGUUAGUCGCAUCAGGUCUAUUUUUAACAAUUGUAUUCCAAAGUCCUAGUGAUAAGUUGAUUAGUUUCUCAAUUGAACAUAAAAAACAGUAGGGAAAGCUUGGUAUUUCUGAAUGCCGACUGCGUUGAGUUAUUACCUUGUGUUUCAAACGUCUUAGUUAUUUAAUUUGUAGUCAUAGUGAUUUUUGAACAGAGAAAUUAGUUUUCUCCAAGAGAUUUUAGUGCUUCUUCUCAUAGACAGUAGCAUUUUAACCAUUUCACAUUUAUUAUGUUUCACCCACCCAGUUUUAGAGUUAAUAUGAUAUGACUGGCCCGAUCAAAGUCUUUACUAACACCUGCUGUGUCUGUAAGCAUUUAUUAUGGUUAACUGGAGACUAGCUACUGUGCCAUGAUAACUGUACAAACUGUAGUAGAGGUUUGUCUAACAAACAGGCCAAAAUAAAAGCAGCUAUUUUUUAAAUUAAGUUUGGUGCUUUUGAAUAACCUUUUUUAAAGUCAACUCAUUCUAAUAAUACACAACUCACGUUUUGGUUGUGAUAGUGAUUGUGCUUUUAAUGAUCUUUAAUGUUUUGAUGUUCACUUACCUUGGUUAUAAAGCAUCAUUAUCUGUACUAAAUUGUAUUCAAAGUCAUUUAAAAUACGUAAGAGUUCAUUCAAGUAAUAUUGAAUAUAUUAUUUAAGAUGUGCCAACUGAGUAAGGAAGCUGAUAAAAUUGAGUUUGAUGUGUUAAAGAUACUGGAAAAAUUGAAUUAUAGACUUUGUGCAGUAAAGUAAGCACUUAUAUGUGCUAGCCAGAGAAAUUUUAAUAAAACCAUAUGACUGGAGGUAACUAAGGUUGGGUUGGUUGGGGGAAUGAAUUUUGUACUUCAUUCUUAUAGAAAUUCCAGCCCAGAAUUACUCAAGGGAUAUAAUAAUUUUAAGAAUAAUAGCUACAAUAAUAAUAAUGAUAAGAAUAAGAAUAACAAUUUGAAAUAAGAGAGUUGCUGCAGACCUUAGAAAACUGAUUGUUAGCUGAUCAACAUCCCAUCAAGAAAACCUGGGUGAAGAUCAGUAAUACUGGUGUGUUAGUGAUAAUAAAUAAUAUAUUUAAACAUUCUUUAGUUCCCUAUCCAAAAGCUAUCAGGUGCUUCACAUUAUAAAUUUAUAAAGUGAAAAUUAAAUUGAAUUAGAAAGGAACUAAAUUGCUGCCUUAUUCAAGACAGGAAAAUAAUGAAACAACGGCGAUGAAUAAAAAUAGUAAUUUUAAGCUGAAUGAAGUUGUAAGAAUUUUUCUCUUGGUAAUAAUAUUACAUGUAGGUUGACCUAGAAAUUUUGAAUCCGUAUGAUUUUUGAUCAUCAUUUCAGGUACAAAAACUUAGAUCUCAGCAACUGGCCCAGCCAGCCUUAAUAUAUAAAUACAUCAACAUUUUUAUUAUGGGAAAUAGGAAUGAGGCUUGCCUAUUUAUUCUGGCUUACUUGUGAGCAAUGCUGUUGUAAAGUGCUUCAUUAAAAUGAGUGAUACCAAAAGAUGGAAAAAAGAGACUACAAAAUCCUUCAAAGGCUUGAACUACUCACUUGUCUUGGAGCAAUGAGCAUAUGGAGUUUUAAGUGUUUCUAAUUUUCUUUGCAUUGUUAUUAUGUCUGCUAGACACUUUGUCUCUCUUACUAACAAGGUGAACUCAGGUCUGUAUAGUGUAUCACCAAAAGCUUGCCUUUACUCUGUAACCUGUUCUUCUUAUCAUUUUUGUCCUUUUUCUUUUUUCCGUUCCCCCCUCUUAAUAGGCUGUUUCUAGGCUCUUAUUCUUAUGAUAAAAGUUUCUAUUAAGAUGCUUAGGAUCUCUAAAUUUUUUCAGGGGACGCACUAGUAUAGGACACAAUCUUCACUCUAAUUUUUUAUUGUCAAAUUUAUGCUUACGCUUGUAAUAAUAAUUAUUUAUUGUCAGGUAACCUUUUUUUCGAGAAUUCAGGGGUGGGUGGGGGGGAGGUGGUGGGGGAGGAGGUUGCAGAUUUCAUAUUAAUUCUCAGUGUAAAAAGUUACUUACAUUUUUUGUACAUUUCCUGAUAAAACACCAUUAGACUUGCUGGACCACCCCCCCCCCCCCAGUAAAAACAAUGUGUUUUUUAACCUUUCUCAUUGCUAAAUAAAAGUUAUCAGUUUUAUUUUUCCUUUCCUCUUAAAAUCUGACCAAAUAAUAAUUGUUGAUUACUAACAUUGGAAGACACCACGUUAACCUCCAAUCACAUACACAACUAUCUCUUAAUAGGCUGUUUCUAGGCUCUUAUUCUUAUGAUAAAAGUUUCUAUUAAGAUGCUUAGGAUCUCUAAAUUUUUUCAGGGGACGCACUAGUAUAGGACACGAUCUUCACUCUAAUUUUUUAUUGUCAAAUUUAUGCUUACGCUUGUAAUAAUAAUUAUUUAUUGUCAGGUAACCUUUUUUUCGAGAAUUCAGGGGCGGGUGGGCGGGUGGUGGUGGGGGAGGAGGUUGCAGAUUUCAUAUUAAUUCUCAGUGUAAAAAGUUACUUACAUUUUUUGUACAUUUCCUGAUAGAACACCAUUAGACUUGCUGGACCACCUCCCCCCCCCAGUAAAAACACUGUGUAUUUUAACCUUUCUCAUUGCUAAAUAAUAGUUAUCAGUUUAAUUUUAGCAUUGCCAUUAAAAUCUGACCAAAUAAUAAUUACUGAGUACUAUUAUGUUUGUGGCUGACCUUAUUGUUAAUAAGAUUUUAUGUAUUUGAUGGGUAGUUUCUGCAAUCCUUAAAAGCUCAGCCAUUUCAAAUAUUUAAUAAAACUCAACUGAGAGUUAGUAUUGAUUAUAUUGAUUUAAAAACAGAGGAUUUCUUGUAACGCCAUAUAUAUAAACACUAAUAUUGUCCAGAUCGUAAUAAUUACCUAAUAUAUUGCAAAUGUCUUUAGUGGCCAUUGGUUAUCAAAAAGGUGUACAUUUUUCUUUGUUAUGAGAAAUGACUUGCAGUUUUCAUCUACAAUAUACGGAUAUUACUGUAGAACAGGAGUACACCCAUUUGUGCAUUAUUUUUCAGAGGAAAGUGUUAUUUGGAUAAUUCAUUUGGGUAAACUUUAAGUCAGAAAUUCUGUGUAAAAAGGCAAUUUUGAAUUGGAGUUAAUUUAACUGCCUGAGAUCAUGAACAUUUCAUUAUCAGCAUCUAAAUUCUCCACAGUACACAAUAUCGCCUCUUUAACUUUGUUUUACAUACUGCCAUUUGUCUGUAUUGUGCUGACCAUAUCUAAAGUGGUAUUAAAAAUAUGGAUGGUAAUUUCAUGUUAUUGUACUAGGAAUAUGUGAACCUUAAAAAAGCUUAUGGACGGGCAAGGCUGAAACUGUCUUUUCUUACAUAGAGCCAUGUAAGCCAUGCAUAUGUUCAUAUACGUUAGUCCCACCCCCAUUCCUGUGUUCACCUAUAAUGUAUCAGGUACUGAUGCAAAAGAAUAUAGGGAUGGGUGUCUUCACAUAGGUGUCUUCAUACUGCACUGACUGUCCUUUGCUCAUUGAACGACUCCAACUGGAGCAUUGGUGUCCUGGGAUAGGAUGAUAAUGCAUUGUUUCAACCCACUGGUAGAUCUAUGGGAGAGGUACGGGCACCCUAACUUUGUGACCAAUAAAAACCAAGGCUUACAAGGCAUAGGUGCCGAGAUAUGUUGUUUCAGUUAGAGAGAAAGGCCCCUCUUUAUAAUUAUCUUAAGAUCCUGACCUUCUGCUGCAUUUAGUAGAUCACCAUUCUCCUGUGUUGUUUCUCAUGAUGUAGAUUAUAACUUUAGAAAAUUGCCACCCCAUGCAUUGCUUUUCUGUCCUUAUGUCUGAGGUAGAAAUGUUUGAUAACAUCACAUAAUGGACUCUACAAUCUUUCAGUCUACUAUGAGUAUCUAUAUGUAUGCAUUCAUGACUUCUAACCUAGCUGGAUAAUUGAUAGCUUUUAAAGGCCUUUGAUUGUAACUACAUCUUCCACUUUAUAUUUGGCCAGGCAGCCAUGUACCGUGUUUAAUUUAAAAUCAGUAUUGAAGCUAUCAGCUUCAAAAUGGUUCGAUACCAGCUCUGUUAAAUUCAGAUGCAAUUAUCAUUGAAAUGACUUGGACCAGUAAAACCCUUCUGCAAGACUGUAAGUAGCGAUGAUGAUGAUGAUGAAACUGAAUUCUAAUUUCACUUUCUUCGUUUAUUUUGUUUUAUUCGAUGUUCUGUCAUAAAGAGCAUUAAGAAAAUCAAGCAACCUAUUGCUAACUGUUUUUCUGACAUAAUCACGCUCGUGAGUCGUCGCAUUGGAUUUGAGUUCAAGGUUAAUACACAGCAUCCAUUUGGUGUCACCGGCCGAGAUAGGUGCGGCAGUCAGACUAACAUUAAAUUUUGAAAGCGUCACCCUUUACUCAAAACAUCAACCAAAGCGUUCGCGCUUUGUAGAAUUGAGUAGUGCCGGCCUUUUUUUUAAAGAAGCGGGGGCAGGAUAAAAGUCAACUGCUGUAUGGGUUUGUCAAAUUCGUAAAUUAGCUAGAACAUGGGUUUUUCAGUAGUUCAGGGCUAUUUAUGUGUACAGCUGCCCUUUCUACUGUGAGUGUUUACCAACUGUGCAAACCUUGUUCUGGUAAAUAUUCCCUUUUUUUGCGUAGCAUUCGUAAUGAACAUUUCUACGUCUAAGCGGCAACCUUUGUAGGCCACAAAUCUGAGGAUAACAAAGUGUUCCAAGAGGAAUAGUAAAGCGUUUGAUGUAAACACCUAACUUCCUUCUUGGGAAGAAAUCGCGCCCUGCCACGCAAACGAGACACGCUCGUUUCAGUAGUAUUAGAAAGUGCCAGUCUUUGAACACAUAAAUUCUCCUUCCUGACGCCUACUUACAGCAACAAAGCUUUCUUCGCUGGCUACUUAGCGUUUUUAGCUGGUUGUGUAUUUUUCAGAUACUUGUAAAUUUUUUCCGCGCUAUUUAAACUCGCCGUUUGCUGUUUCAUGGUAGUGAUGCGCGCGCGUGUCGUAUGCUCAAGAGGAGCCGUACACUAUACAGCCUGCGUAGUUGGCGGUUUUUAUUGUAUGUGGUUUUUGUUUUGUGUUUCGUACGGUAAGCGAUACGGCCGCGCUAAACAAAGCCCAUCGUUUUCUCCUUUGACCUUGCGAACGUCCUUAUAAAUUCUAACCAAAAACGAAAAUCACACCGAAAAAACCGCCGGCUACACACUUUAUAUUCUCCGGGAUUCGGGCAGGCUGGUGUAGUUAGUCUAAUAGCAGAGGGAUUAAAACCCACGUGAUAUAGUCACAACUGAACAUCGUAACUAAGUUUAGGCAGAUGCCAAGUUGAAUUGUUACUCAAUUUAUUUUUAGAAGGUCAGUCAUUGAUCGCAUGCUCACCUCUCGGUCCGUGGAAACGGUCUAACAGACUAUUAAAACUGUUUAAAUGUGUUCAAAAAGACAAUUUUUAUUGUUUAUAUUCUUCAUAAAAAAUGACGUCAAAAUGUUCAAAACUUAGCAGAGAAACCACUCGCUUUGUCUCGAGGUUUCCCCGAAAAAAUUUUAAACAUUCUUUUGUCAUUUCUAUAUGUUCUAUAAGAGAUUAAAAGACGAAAGAAAAUUGUUGUCUAUUUAAUUUUACAACAAUAUUGGAAAUUUAAAAGUCCAUUUCCUGCGACUGAUAGAUGUGCCGGAGGAAAAUACUGUAAUGAAUUAAGGAAGGUAUUAAAGCAAAAGAGAUACCGACUGGAGGUUUGCCAAUGAGUAUAAUAACCCUCAGGCAUGUUACUGUUGUGUAAUAUGGACUACUGAGUAUGGCAGAUAUUAACAGCCGAUCAUUGUCUUGGGCCAGUAUUCAUUUUUCAGAGAUAAAUAGCCUAGAACGUUUAAACCACCGUUAAAGCAAGUGAGAAUGGGGACGUGCUUUUGAUAAUCAGACGCUCAAUGAAGUGUCUUAAAAAAUGAGUGAAGCUUUUAAGAUGUUUAACAUAGGUGUACAGCAAGCUGAACACGGAACUCGGGGAACAAAAUUUUAGCGGGAUCUCAACACAACAGUUGGCUAUUUACAUGCGAAUUUUUCACUCUUUAUUUUCAAGAUUUUGGGGGCCAUCAUCUUCCCUACUAAGGCUUAAGGUUAUAAAUACAAUGAUUGCUUGGGUUUAACUAUUUUCCUUUGCUUUCCCACGCUCCCGUAACGAUUUUUGCGCACAAACCGGUUUUUGAUCUCUGACUGUUAUUCUACGACUCAUUUUCGGGUGAAUUAUUGUACUUCGAAUAACAAGCGAACUUGUUUUCCAUUCAAAACCGCCCUGUGUACCUGCACAAAAGACCACCCUGACAAAGCAUUGAUACAAUUCGUCUUCUUGUUAUGUGAUCACUGUCGCUUGAAACAAAAGCCCUUUUUUACCAAAUAACGGCAGCAGUAUGCGUGCACACAUAUUGAGGAAAAUUAAAGUUCUUUCGAAGCGGUCUGGUUGGCAUGGAAAUCCGUCCCGUGUUAUAAUUAUACAUUAGUUCUCACACACAAGCACACUGUUGUGGCUGCUUUCGAUCAUUGUUUUAAGUUGCUGAGAUAUCGCGGGGCUUAGCUGAUUUAAAAAGCGCCCAGAGAGCACGGUGGAUGCCUCAAAGGUAGGCUGGUUUUUAGGCCUUUAUUAGAUUGGCUGAUUUAGACCAUUAUUUUGUAGCCUUUACGCCUUUCUUGAAAAUUAUUCAAGUCGUCAUUAUGCUCUUUUAGUGUUGUGCGUGUAUUUGCGUGAAUAUUUACAGUUUGUGUAGUUCAGAAGAGUUAGUAGGUCAAUAGUAAGUCGUAAGAUGGGAGAAAACUCCAUCCCUGCAGCUGCCGAUGAAAUCCGUGCUGAGUCUACUCUACGUAAGGCAAUUAUCUCCCGCAACCCUUGCCAGCCAUGAGCUUAAGCAUUCAGCUCUAGAAACAAUAUGACAGCUGACCCGGUGCUAUUUGUACAAAAUCUCCGACAUUAUGUGGCGUACGAAAACUGGUAGAUAUCAUUAUAACUUGUCUUAUCACGUUGUAUACCCACUGUGUCGCGGCCAUACGUGCAAGCGAACUGAAUGUUACCCGCUCAUGAAAUACGAGGCCAAUUGAAAAGUUGUUGCUUUUUGGAUAUGUAGGUAUAUCUUAGCUUUAUCUUAAUGUCUUAAGUCUGAUAUUGCUGAAUAAUUGUCGACGUUUACAGUAAAUGCUUAUCUUGAGAAUAUUGAUAAUCAAUAAUAAAUACUUUCCUCAAACUGUAAAAAAAACAUAGAUCAGGUAAAUUUAAAAAUAAUCAGCACCUGCUAUAAAUCUAAGUGAAGUAAUUAAAAUCUAUCAAAGUUACAAAUGUACGAAGAUAACGAAUAGGAGAAGAGUAUGCACAACUAUAAACUAUGCAAGCCGUGCAACAUCGCACGCAAUGAUGGUUUUGACUUGAAGUUCUUAAAUUUACAUGAAAUUCCCGUGCCGGUAGUUCUUUAGGUAAGUUGUGUCUCUAUUCAUGCUGUGAAUAUGAAUGAAGACUGGCCUAUAGCAGAUUUUACUCAAGGGAAAUGAAUUUCUCGCGUGCAUCUCUUAGAUUGCUAACACUCUAACUCUAAACAUUUGCGUUGUACAGCGCUAGUUGUUAAUGAUUCUAAACACCAGCUGUAGGCAAAUAUAUCUUGGCCUACUGGGUAACGUUAUAAGUUCUAGUUUGUCUCCAAUCGUUUGUGUGCAGGCCAAAAAGGUUUGCCCUUCUCAUAGCUUUAUUUUGUAACCUUUCUAUAAAAAUCUGAGUUUUUCUUAGUGCCAGAUGCCCAUAUUUUGCAACUAUAAUCUAAAAUAUAAGGUAAAAUGUAACUUUAUAAAUCUUUAGUAGUAUCUGAGUGGGACCUAGAAAAGACGAAAUUCUAUUUAACAGUUAAAAUUGAUGUAAAACUGUCGAAGGCAAACUGCAUUCCAUGUGACCCUGUUUCGUUACCAAGCAACGUUGCUAAGAACAGAGACUUUCAUUUAUCACCAGGAGACAUUAACCCCUUUGUGUGCUCAGAGGUGAAGUGUAUUUUUUGUUUCAAAUUAAAUGGAGAAUUUUUAAGCCGUCACGAACUAAGGUCAGUCUUCAGACACCUUAGUAGCAUUCUAUUCUUUUUUUAUUCUCAACCUCAACCAACCACUUACAAAUUUUAACAAUUACCAAUCAAUUGCCACGAAUUGAUUUGUAUGAUUUGUAGAGUAGUGUAUAGGAUAUGUACCAAGAGGAAUUAAGGUAAACAGCAUUAAUUUGUUAGGUCUGUGAGGUAGAAUGUUUUGGUUGUAUACUUUUUAACUGCCCAUGCUUUCGAAGGAAUUCUGCCUGGUAGAGUUUGUUUCGUGGAAACUGUCGUUAGUGGGUGAGGUAGUGUGGCGGCGCACUGCUAGUGAAGGUUUAAACACAUGUCAGUAUUUGUAAGGAGGACUGGAUGGUGUACUAUGUUACAAAAUUUACAAGAAACUGUGCAACGCAAAUAAUCGUGUGAAAAUCAAAGUUUUGUCGAAAUACGCGUUGAAAAGCCUUGGAGGAAAAGCUCUGGCGGAUGUAGCGUGGCGGAGCGGUUAGGGCUUUGGACUUGCAAACUGCACGCAAUGUAGAGGCCCCCUAGUCCAAUUGGUCUGCCUCCGGCUAAUUGUUUUCACUCAUUUUCCCCUGCCCCUCUAGCCUUUGUGCACACAAAUACUACCAAGGGUAAAAGGGGAAUUAUUAUUAUUAUUAUAAUAAUAAUUAUGAUUGGUAUUUUUAUUUGGCAUCGACAAAAAGCAGCAACAUUAUAUAAUCAAAAAUAUGAUAAAUGUAGCUAUUAGAGCAACAUAUUACAUCUUUUAUUGUAGACGUAGGAAUCGGGAUAGCCCAAACUUAAUGCAAUUUUGAUUUUUUUUUGUCGAAUAAUUCAAUCUCAAGCAGCCGAUUGUAAAUUACCUAUACGUAGCGAGAUUAACAAUUGUACAUUCAAAAACACAAACAAAGUUUCCAUUAUUAUUACUAUGGCAGUACUUUUUAAGAACUUUGCCUGACAUUCUAUUAGAGCCAUUAGAGAAUGCAAUAUCUCAUAUGCUCAUUCCUGCGAUUACUGAGCGCAAGUGUAGUCAGCUGGAUAGGAAUAUUCUAGCUCUGCCAGUUCGGUUGGGUGGCCUGGGCCUGGGAAACCCGUCCCUUAAAAUACGCUUCGUCAGUCAAAGUAACAGAGCCCCUUGUUGAACAAAUCGAAUCUCAGUCACAUCAGUUACCAGAAGAUUCCCUCACAAAAUCAGCAUAACAGGAAGUAAGAAGUGAAAGAUUAACUUAUAACUUUAUGUGAUUUCUUGGAAUUUUGAAUUGUGAAGUGGUUUUGCCGCAAAUUUGUAUUGAUAUGGACUGAAUAUUUUACUGAAGUUUUGUGUGUAGUUUUUAUAAGAUUUUAAUAAAUUUUUUUCACCUUAAUUUUUUAUUACUAUGGCAGUAAACACUUCUGAAUGCCCUAAAGUGAAAAAAUAGCCACACCGGGUGCAUUGCAUAACCUGUGGGCUAUAUCUAAAAUCUGGAAAACUCUUAAAAUCUAGACAUUAUGUAUGACCCCUAACGUGUACGUUAAAACCUGCCUACAAUACAUUGAAAAUGUUAAGAAAAAAUUCAAUUUUUUUUUGCCAUUUGUUAAAAAAGUCCCUAAAAAUUGCUAAAAAAUAAGAUAAUUAUAAAUUUCAAGUCCCCUAAAAAAUGGUUUAAAGCUAUGUAAGGAUUUUAAACGAUCUUGCAAUGCUGAAAGAAUGUGAGAAAACACUUUUCUGCAUUUUCUUAGUGUCUUACUUCCUGGCCUUUCUCCCAUCAGUGCCUUUAUACUCUUAGCCUUGUUCAUAGAUGAACCUCCCAAUACAUAAACAAUGGUAUUAUACUGGGUCACUUCAUAGCUUGGAAACUGCCUCUUGAGUUCAAAACGAAGUGGCGCAUAUUUCAUGGUGUUCUCCGACACCUUUGCUUCUCUGUUUUCCAUCCAAAGGGUAGCUCAUUUGGAGUAGUUUGACUGCCUUUGACUUCAGUACUCUCGGUACAGUUUAACCCAGUAUUAAGCCAAAUUUUAAGCAAGGUUUUCUCGUCCAAGAACAUGAAACUUAAGCUUACAAAGCAUUGUUGAGCCUUUACUCUGAGAUACAGUAAUGAUAUCACAAAAUGUUACCGUAAGCAAUGUAUGGGAAGUUAAAUACAAAAAGUAGAACAAAAUUUUAAUCCUGGAUUAGCACCGCUAAUCGGCCUUUGAGAAUAUGUAGCAGAUACUCCCCUUAUUGUUGAAAGGCUAGUAAGAACAUCUGAGGAAACACCAGGCAAAUACAAUUUCUCGUGGAACUAAAGGGCGUGGCCAUACAAUUGGCGCGGUUUGCAUCAAGUUAAAAAAAGCCUUCGUCUGAAAAGCAACAAAACUGAACUAAGCUGAUAUUAUUGUAGAAUGAAAGUGUUUUAUACAGACACCGUUUCCUUUGCAAACAAAAGGCAUUGUCACAACGAUCAUAAUCAAGGAUCCUCUUGCGUGCUUGAAACGUUGUGAGCGACUGAAGAAAGGAACCUUAAAGGUACUCAGGUCUCUUUGCUGUUGUAGAUUAGGCAGGCUUUUCCAGGCAUUCAGAUAGUUUGGACGGCACCGCGAUCUGGUAAAGGUUAAGAUAAGGGGACACGUGACUCCAGGGAUGGUCCUACCUCAGAACUUUUUAUCUAGUCAUAAGUAAAGAUUGUUCUUUCGAUAGCAUUGUGAGAAUUUUCCUUUCUAGAGUCGGUUCUGUAUAUCACGUGUUUCCAGAUCUAUGACUCAUGUUUUGCUAUUCGCCAAAGUGUCGUCUUUCGCGACUUUUGACAGCCCAUCAGAGCGCGACCAAAACAUCGUCGGCUUUGUCCUCGCUAUACUUCUGUAACUGAUCCUACAAACUGUAAUAACAUUGUUUGACAAUUCGUAACGCUCUUACGUGGUUCCCACUUCAUUUCACGACUUGACAAGUGGUGAGUAUUGAACGUGACUGGUAUAACAAAAAGCUCAAACCCUCGUAAAAUGUUGGAGUCACGUUUUCGUCUUUUUCCAUUUGGUAAGCAGAGUUGGCGUAGUCGAAUCAGUGAUACUGAGUUAGGCCAUUGUACCACCCACCGCUUCUGACAUCGCUGUCAAUGUUUUGGGUUUGAUUCUCGGUCGCGAUGCCCAUAUGUUGGUUCUCGGCCCUGCUCUAAGGUUUUUCCUCUUUUUACUCCGGAUUCUAAGGUUUUCCUUCCUCAUAAAGAACGGAAUUUGCACGUAAAUUGUUUGUCAGAUCGCUAAGACUAAUGAUUCUAUUUAUAGUUAUUAUUAUUAAUAUUAAUGUUAAUAAUAAUUUAUUAUUAUUAUUAUUAGUAGUAGUAUUUUUGUUUUUAUUAAACACAAACUUAUUUCGUGAUUUUCUCGUUACUUUAGUUACUUUUUAUGUCGGUUGUAAACUUUCGAAAGCCCGGCAAACUGGAGUAAUUAAGCGGAAAGCACCAUGUCGAGUGAAAAUAUAGCACAUGAUAUUUCAGGUCUCCUCGCUAUAAGAGGAACGACUGAAUUUAGUCAGUUAUUGUGUCUUUUCAGGAACGGAGUGAGCCUCAAGCGAUUUGUUAAAAUGUUCCCAUGCAUGUUUUCAAUACUUUUAGAUCGCUGUUGAUUCAUGGUAUUUUAUUUUGGUCAAGGGCCGCGGCGCGUAAACCUUAACAAGAAAAGUAACGUAGAAAGAAAUGCUAGAUUUCGUAGUGGUGCGGAAUUUAUGCUUCUAACUAUAUUGUAACUGUACUCGUUUAAUCGCCUGCCUCUUGAUAUACUCUUAUACCAAGGUUCCUUCUUUCCAAUAUCUUUUUGCGGUGUUUAGAAAAACGGAUUACAGGUCUUCCGCUUUUCCGACUGCUUGUGACAAGUGAACAGGAAAAGAAGUUUUCUUUUACGGUUGUCGUCAUAUUGUGACUCUCGAAAUAUACUUUUCCCGUUUCUGGUUCAAUAUUUGCUGAUGACAUUUGAUCGGUCAUGAAUAUCAUCUAAUUUUUUCACGUUUUUAUUUCAUUCCAACUUAUUUUUCGCCCAGAUUCACCGUCCAUUAAGACCAUACUGUACAAUUUUUUUCAGAUAGGGCAAUUAAAUUUUUUAAAAGUUAAAAAUGUGCGUUAAAAGUGGAAGAGUCUUUGCUCGCUUGUCAUUCGGUGUAAAGUUGACUUAGUCGCCAGUGUAGGGAAAUAUUUAUUACCUUUGUCAAAACAGUUGACAGCGCGCUCUCUUAGUGGCGGAAAUAAAUGGCACUUGCAGAACAGGUGAAACGGUUGUAUGAACUUUAUGUGAACAGACCCUCUGGCUUCACUUUGUUUGUGCCUAAUCAAGGAAAAGAGUUUUUCAAUUUUGCUCGUUCUUUGUGGAAAACAAACAAAAGCGUAGAGGUUGCACAGAAGUGAAGGCAGAUGGUGCUGAAUCAAUGUUGAGCUGUGUCAUUGUGAAGUGUGUUCCUAUUGUCCCAGUUAUCGCUAGUCUUUCCUUGUCAAGAGACGCUCUGAUCUCCAUGAACAAAAGCCCAGUGGGAUUCCUUCCUGAAUCAGCUAGCAUUCUAUGAUGGAGUUUCUUGUUCCGUGAAUCCGUGCGAGAGUUACUUUCAAUAUGGCUCGAAAGUAGGUCCUCUUCCGGCUAUGAAUACGGAGCUCGCGCGCAACUACAGUUUUUAAAAUUAUUAGCGUUUGCAAACGUCGCUUGCAAUGACUUGAUUUUUUUGUCGGGCAAAUUGUAGGAUUUCUUGGCAACUAUUGUGUUAUUUAGUUUUCAACAUUUACAUUUUUUUUGGCUUUUGUUUAAGGGUUAUCCGUCAUCACAGUGAUAUCCGUACUUGAACGGAAGCUGUCUAAAAUGGCCGGUAGAGCAGAACGAUUUUUGUGGACGAAGAGUGACCUGAUGUACUAUUUUAAGUGGGAUAAAUCUUUCCCAAAUAAGUUUUCGUUAGACUUCGUUAAGUUUGUUUUGUUUGUCCGUUCGUGAUGGACAGUACAUUAGCUUUUGAAAGUUUCUCUACCAACUCGAGCCCUUGUUUGAUCGCUGAUCAACCCUUUUCAGUACAAAACGAACUCCUUCAAAUUACUCGCGCUGGAGAUCAACCGUAAGACCACUAAAGGUCGAAUUAAAUUUUGCACUUGUAUAGCGUCGACUGCCACACAACGGAAACGAGUUUCCCGACCAAUUUCCUGUAUUUCAGUUGUUCUGUGAGCUGUGAGUAUACACCUGACAGAGACAUACAAACACAGGUGAUGGUGAUUGGUUCAGUUGUGUGUGUUGACGUGUUUCCAGCUUAUUACCAAGAAUUCCUCGCUUCCUUGACAGCUCAUAAGCAGCCUGCUUUCUUUCCCCUUAUUUUAUCUGUUCCUCUAGUAAACACUUCACUUUUCGAAUAAUUGCCGCUGUUUACUUAGAUCGAACUCGGCCAUUGUUCUGCAAAUGGCCAUUAAUUGAACGAAAUUAUGUUCAAGCGAAAGUUGGUCUGCUGUUUCUUCAGCUGCUGUACUGUCCAGUGGUAGCUAGAGUUUUGUUCUCGUAGUCAAGACGCGCGCUUCGCCUUCUUUGCAAGUCUUCUACAAACAGCAAGUCAGUUUCUUUUCGCGUGCUGGGGAAAUGAAAGCAAGACAUUUUCACCCAUUUUAAAACUGUACAUCUCUUCGAAAAUCGAGUAAGUCAAGCUUCGUUGUUGACUGAUGUUCUGUAUUUUUAAUUAUUUCAAAAAGAGUUGUCGAUAACAUUUUCUCCAUUCGCAUUAAUUUGUCGCUCUUUAUCGUUUUUCUCGCCAUUUUUUACACUCUCCAAGCGAAACCGCGGUUCGAUACCCUAGAUCUUCAAAAACACCCGCUCAAAAAUGCUGCAGAGAAAAUGAUAUUUAACAAGCCCGCACUAAAUCCGCGAAUAUUAUAUUUUUUUCGCACACGUGGGUUAGGGCGUUUCGUUGUUUUUUUCUGUGGUUCGUAGAUAAAAUGUGAUAUAUAUAAGUGACUUCUUUCCCGUUUCUUGCUGACGGUAGGUAAACACCUCAUGGCGAGCGUAACUUAAGUAUAGCGUGAAUGCGCCUAUAUUUGAAAAUUUGCUCAGUCAAGAUGGCGGCAGUGAGGUGUUUACGAUGACUGUCUGUUAUGGGCAGGUGCUUGUGUGGGACAAAUGGCACCGACUAACAGCGACUAGUCACCACUAAUCUUGACGAUCGAAUUUGCAUCGCUAGCAGAGCACUGUUAACUUUUAGGAAGUGAGAAUAUACUUUCGACGUUCCCUACUUGUUGGGGAUUUUUCAUGUUACAUUCUUUUUAUCAUUUUUCGCUGUAAAGUGGCCCGCGAUUGUUUCUCCGUUGAUGUCAAGUGCAGUGGUACAGCGUUUUGAACGAUUUAGCCUCGUGGGUACUGCAUUUUCGUCCGACGCUUAUUUAACAAUUUUGAAGAUAUAUAUGAUUGAGUAUUAUCGACUGGAUGCGAAUUAAUUUUGUGGCCAUUUAAUUUUCUUAUUCAUCUUGAGCUUUUGGCGCCUGUACAGACUAAAAUUACUACUAACACCGGCAGAUUAGUGAAGUAGUUGGCGGUAAAUUACCCCUUAAAUAAUAGCGGCUCAAAUUCAAUUGCAGUAAAUUCUACUCUUUUAUUUUCAGGAUAUCAUCAACAUUGUCACGACCCAGCGAUCCCCGCGACCGCUCUUGAGUUUGAUGCGCCUUGGAUGUGUGUGUAUUGUUCAAUAGGAGCAUUUUGUCCUUAUUUGGAAAAUCCAUUUGAGAGUAAAUCCACGAGAAAAGGAGUUAGAAAGACAAGACUUCACACGGUAAAGCUUACUGGGUUAUAUUUGUUACUUAAUUUAUGCUAACUGUGGCUCGAAUGACUGAGGAAAUCCCAUCCCAAUAUAUUUGCAGAGGAGUGUAUAUAGGGAACUGGCGCGUGAGUCCGGAUAUUUAAUAUUCUCCCGAAGAAAAAACAAAUCCGAAACAGCUCUUUUUGCGACAAAAAUGAAAAGGAUCAUCUCGAGCAGCAUUGUUGACAAAUUUCAAAAAAUAAUUUCUUUCCGUUACAAUAUGGAGAUUAGACAUGAAAUUUGUUUUGUUGGUGUGAGAUUAACCACACAUCUGUGCAGUCUUCCUGUUCAGCUUGUUAAGGUGUAAAGCUUAAAAUAGCAAACCGCUGUUUAUAGACUACGUCCAGUUCAACAACAGUGAACCAACUGUUUAUUGAUACCUCUUGCUUUGCUUAUGUGCGUAAACAUCAGGUUUUAGGGGAAUGUGUUAGGUUCCGUUGGUAGGGUUGCGUUUUUUGUUUAGUGGUGAACAAAUGCCUCGCUACAAUCAACGACAAAAUCCUCACUACGGAAAAAUGUGCAAAAUUUGUAAUAUCCUGUAAUUUGGAGGAGACCUUCUUAAAGCAGAGCCACCUUUAUAAAUUCCACGCAGUUCCUCCUCCCCCACCCUAUACAAAGUAAACCUUGUUUGUGAGGGGGGAGGGGAUAGGCAUAUAUGAUUUAAAAAAACGCCAAAAUAUGUCCAUGAUUGUGUUUUUAUGCUAAUAUAACAAUUAAACCACCUAUCUACCGGUUAACUCCUGCUCAGAAUAACAAAGACAGAGAAAAAUGAUCAUAACGUAGUAGAUAGGAGAUCAUCUGCCGUGUAAUUUCAACAACAACACACUUUAUUUAGAAACAGAUAUUUACAAUUUGAAUAGUUGCUACCCACAAAUAGUUGAAACUAGUCGAGGCAGGUAUGAUUACGUUAGGCUUAUUACAACAUGGGGAGAUAUCUCCAACAACUACUUUCAGAGGAGAGUUCCAUAUUAAUUUUUGUAUGUAGGAAUCCUUGCGAACAGCCGACGUUGUAACUCUCACAAAAGUAUAAGUUUACUUUAAAUGAUUUUGAUGCCUUACUUUUUUGUUCUGAUAAUCGCUUAAUCGAAAAAGGUUGAAGUUGAACCUGCUGUGUAUUACCUCACGUCAGCAAAAGCUGUUAAAAAUUGUUAAAAAUAAUUGCAGCCCAAUGGCUUGCCUAUUCACAGUAAAUCCGGCACCGUAACAGACGUGUAGCUCCCGAGUGUCAGUUAAGUUUGCUUUUAUUGCCAGCGCUUUCUCUUUUUGUGAUUAUUAUUAUUAUUAUAAUUAUUAUUAUUAUUAUUAUCAUCAUCACCAUUAUCAGUAUUACUAUUAUUACUUGUGUAUUAUAUGUGUCUGACAGAGUUUCGAUUUUACAAGACUUUUGUUAUCAAUAUGCGUAAUGUUGUCUAUGGCCUUCGUUAGGGUGCAUUUAUAAUUCCAUGUAUUUAGCCACUUUGUGAGGGAGUGGCGUUGUUAACCCUCUUAAACUUUUAUGACCCUUCUUAAUUGAGUUAAUUCACCAAAUAAUGCUGGCUCUAAUAUCUAGUAUCUCAUAUCGCUAAUAUCAGAUAUCUAUCUCUAAUAUUUUAAGUUAAUGAUAGAGCAAGAUAUAUAGACAACCACUUUUUUUUUUUCCCAAAACUCCUGUUCAUGUUCGAUGGAAAAACUUUUGUACUUAAUCAUCAAGUGAAUUUACAAGCAUUGAAUACAAAAGAGCUUCUUCUGAGUUAUACUGAUUUACGUCAGGUUAUCACUGGUCAACAAAAACUCAUCUAGUUAUAAGAUUUUUAACCCCUUUAUGUUUCAACCUCAAAGUAAAUUAAAGAAACAUGUAACAUGUAUUACACUUUUUAACGAGUGGCCUUUAAAAUAACUGAAAAGCUAAGCUCAGCAGAAUCUUUGGCAAGACUUUCGCAAAAUACAUUUGCUUUUCACUUUUUUGACUCUGGGAAGGUAUACGCUAAACACACAAUUGCGACAAAUUAAGAAUAGUCCUUCAUGUAGAAGGUUAUCAUUUGCUCUUUAAAUAGGUGGAUACCCAAGCAUCAUUUUUUUUUGUUGUUUGCUUAUGUUAUGGAGGAAAGUAAAACGUUAAUGGGUACAAGCAGACUUAUCGGCGCCACUUUCCUAGACAUUUGACACGUUUUAAAUGGAUGCAAAGCAUUGACACAGUUGUGAUACUUGUUCAUUUGAGAAAAAGAAAAAAGUGUUUACAUCCGAUAACUAUUUUACAUAUUCAUUUUCAUAUGGUAUGUUAUCGUCCUCGAUGAGAUUUUGCAAAAAACGAGAACGAAAAAUGUUUAGACCUUUGGCCGCAAAAAAUUUAGUUGUGAUUGAAAAAAAAAAAGAAGCUGUAAUUAACUUCUUGUCACGAGAUGAGGGCAAAAAAAUCUCGACUUCUCUUUUCCUCCCUAAAAGGUUUGGAAAUUUGACUUGUGUCACAUAAACCCAAUGGCUCAUCUUAGCUAAUUAGGCACUGGCGCUCACGCCUAGGGAUGCCGUCAGGAGCCCAUUCCUGCGCAGGUUCAAACCGCGAGGUUCAUUACAUUGUUCUCGUUCCGUUACCAAACUUAAAAUUUCCUGUCUUUCUUUCGCUUUAUGUUUAACCCCUUAUAUUUAAACAUUUAGACGAAGUUCGCUAGUACAACUUUCAUAUGGUGCUUUUAGUUUGUCCGAUGUCCUAUAAUAAUAUCCGAUAUGUUUUUAUAUAGGUCGAAUAUUUGGCCCUUGAGGGAACAGAAGGACUAGUAUAGAACCUUCUCUUUGUUCUUCGUAACAGAUAGCUCCACAGCUUGAGUAAUGAAAACCCUUAAUUGUUGUUUUGUUUCCUUUGGUUUUUCUAAUUAAUUUCUGUAUUUUUACAAUGUUUUUGGAAACCAACUGUAACAACUUGAUAGCUGUUUCGGUUUUGCUGGGCUUUCAUCCGGUUUUAUUGACAGACGCUCCGUAUUAUCAAAAGCAAUGACUGACAACAGUACGAAGCAUGGUAAACUAAGGAAGCACAUUACAAUACAAGAGAUUAUAUUAGAUAAAGUAACUGCUUGAGUUUUAAAACGUGACGUGGAUGAGGGCGUUUUCCUCUUUAUUUAUGCUUAAGAAUAUGGUAGAAACAAAAUUCAGUAAAGAUUGCUUUUUUAUUCAGCAGUUCGAUGUUGUGAAUCCUAGCUAGCCCUUGUAAGGUGUUGACAGCCGUAUUUUAUUCAUUUAUCUAUUUUUACGUCGCUAUUUACGAUAUCGCAAUUCUGCAAAAACUACUGUUUUCCAGUUUACAAAAAUCGGUGGUUUGAGUACCGUAUGACACUGUGGUGAUGCCUUUUCCCUUGAACUCACAGUGGCAGUGAUCUUUUAUUUUCCUUCGGUGUUCCUACCAUUAACUCAACAAAACUGUUUUACGCGGAAGUCGAACUAGGGUUAAAAAGUCACAAAUGACUAAGUAUGAAGGAAGCUUGUAAAACUGUACGUCUAGUUUUAUUUUCCUUCAGUGUUCCUACCAUUAACUCAACAAAACGGUUUUACGUGGAAGUCGAACUAGGGUUAAAAAGUCACAAAUGAUUAAGUAUGAAGGAAGCUUGUAAAACUGUAGGUCUAGACUGGUCAAGACCAUAAAAGGUACUUUUCAAAGAACCUCAGAAGUACUUUCAAAGUUUUGCGCCAUUGCAUUGUACGAAGAGGAAACAGACUGAUGCCAAGACUCUCUCUUGUACUCUGAGGCGGUUGGAAAAACCUCAGCAGGUCAAUGGAAGUAUUGUUAUUCAUAAUGUUAUACAUAAUGAGCGCCUUAAUUUGUGCCUAAAACGCUUAUCGGGUGUGAUCCAUUUAAGACUGGCGGAUGUCAUCGGAGUCAGAGAUGUUACAAGGGAGCCUCCAGGCUCUCUUUGUAUCGACUAAAGAUCAUUUUUUAGGUGCGUUAUUAAAACUGCUCUGAUCUCUAAGUAACAUUUCAGUUCGUACGUCACGAAAAUCUAAUUUGACUUUCGGGGAUAUCUACAAAUCUUAAACAUUAAUCCGUAGCUAAUGUUCUUACUGAUUUGCUGUACAAACGGCCCGCCACUCCUGGAAUUUUUUUCUUUCUGUUAAGUUCGGCACGAAACGUGAUCAAGUCACGUGUACUCGGAAAACACUCUGGAAAUCAAGUUUUGAAAAGGAUGAGUGGAAUGAUGCGGAUGGGCUCGUUUUGGCCGAAGUCGAGUCACUAGAGGCUAAAAUUCACUCCAUACCCGUAACGUGAAGUAAGUUCGAUCACACUUUUUUCAUUCUACAUUUUUAAACCAUCACUCAGUACCACUGAAGGUAAAAAUCGGAUGUAAUAUUUUCUUGUUACAAUUUAUAAGCAAAAAUGCUAGUAAACUUCAACUGAGGAGAUUUCAUAAUUUAGUAUUUCAUUCGCAGACUCGUUAGAACCUCUUCGUUCAACGCAAAGGAAAGAGCUGCGGUCUUAGCUUUGCGCUGGGUUGAUUUGAAUAACCGUUGGCAGGAGCCCGGUUGACACACUACAUGUAUACACGUAGGAUAUGUCUCGACUAGAGAGCCAAAUAGUAAGGACGCUGUUAAACAAUUUCAAACAACCAUUCUGCUUAGCAGUUUUCUUUUAAAUGAUGAACCUACAUGUACUCUAGGGCUUUACCCGGAGACGGCAAACGUAAUUGUCUAGUGGAUUUAUUUCAGUCAUGGGUGAGGUAAACAAGGUCACGUAUUUGUGUUCAAUUCAAAUAAAUAGUUGCAAGUGUGUUUUGCGUGAAUAUUUUCAUAUAUUUUUUCCAUUAUGUUUUCCUUUAGUUAUCGUGGCUGUCUACGUUAAAUUAUUUCAGUUUCUGUCUAUUCAGAACUGACCAAAUACCAGUGAAAAAGGAAUUAUAUAGUGCGAUAUUCGCGUGCGUGCCUAAGCGUCUCAAAACAUCCUUCAUACAGGAAAUCGACAAGAGGCAUUUAAAAAUAACACGAACAAACUGAUAGACAAUACGGCAGCAUAUAUUAACUCAUGGUAAAUUUAGCUUCAGCUCUACCGCGUGUUUGUAGUUCCUUCAGCGCUGAAUUACAUGACACGUUGCAAAGGUUAAAAUUUGAGCAGAUUAAGAGUUUCCUGUUGUGCUGUUUCCUUGCGGCCCGGGUCUAAAAUCAAAUGCGAAAGAAGUCUAUAACCACCACCGUCUAAGCUUCAACUAAUAAAAUGGUCACCUUUAACCUCAAGUAUUUUAAAUUUUUUGAAAUAAAGCGAUGUCGUAAUUGGAAGGCCUACACGUCCCGGAAGAACAUCAAUAUUUAAUACUUGCAAAGCAACGCUGUAAUCGAGGAACAUUCGGGCUAUCUUUUUGCGGUUAUGAUUUUAAAUGAAAAAUGCAGCGCCACUUUUGUUUAGGCUGUCAUUUUUCUCAAAUUAUAGAGUCAAGAGUGAAAAAAAAAAUUGGUAUGAUGCAAUAAAACUUUAAACCACAGUACAAAGGAAUGCUGAUACAUCUACAACAAUUCAUUAUUUGACCUCAAACGUGAUGCUAUUAAGUCCUUCUAGGAGUGGUUUUAGCUUUGACGGUAUGAGGUGAAAAUCGUUAAUUCCUGUUGUUUCAAGUAUUUUUUUGUUUUCUUUUAUUUUUCACUCUUCUUACAAGAUAUGCGGUGAUAUACAAAGAAGAUUGAUACUUGCUGUUCUAUUGUCUUUUUAUACACUGAGCGACUGGUCACAGCUGCGCGCGUCAGGUUGCACCUUUUAAGGCCUUAUUUGUUGCAGUCAUUUGCUGAAAGAAAUGACAUCUGCCCGAAGUUCUCGAGUUGAAAGCACGUUUUACUUGUAAACCUGUUUAACGAAUACUCUGUAGCUAUUCAAGGAAAACGCAAGGCACAACACAGCACCUUGAGUCGGAUAAGUGAUUUAUCUCCGAAGGAUAGUAUAUCUCAUCACACGGUCGGGCCAAUAUCGAGCUCACCACGUUGCUGAAUAUCGCGGUAUUGUUGAUAAAUAAGUGCCUGAGAGGUUAAUAUCUGCUUAUUGUAUUUGUAGUAUUGUUGCACCGAAUCGAAACAGUAUUGUAUGUUUUUUUUUUGGCGUAAACAAAACUGAGUUACUUGGUGUUAACAUUAGAUGCCUCUGAUCCUGUUAUUACACAAUUUGAACAAAGUUUUUUGAGUUUGACUGGCUUUUCUGUUGAUGUGUAGACUUUGAACUUUUUUGCAAUGUUAUUCUAAAGUUUUAGGGUCGAUUGUAGUGUCAUGACACUCUUUGUUGAUGUUUGAAGUUUUCUUCUCUGUUUCAUUUGGCGCCGGUAAGAAGAUAUCAGACGAACUCUAAAAUACUGAUAAUGAGGGUUUUAAGUAGCUCUUGAAAAAUAUUGCUUAAGGAGUCAAACAUGUGGAGAUAUUGAAAGCUGCCAUUACUGAUAGAGGUAGUCGUGAGUUAAAUAGUUUUGUUUCCAAAAUACUUAAUCUUCACUGUGUUUUGCUCUGGAACUUGGUCAGUGUAGCCUCUGAAACGGGCUUUUUGCUGAGUUGAUUUAAUCGGAAUAUUCAGACUCCAUUGGCAGGAAACAGUCUUUCUAAGAUACUGAACAUUGAUAUGCCUCUCGCUAAUAAUUUUUAUCACCGCAAAAGCACGCUCAUUGAACCAAGUAUGUUCAGUUAUUAUUUUGUUAGUCUCACUGGAUACUUGUUUACAGUGACUCAGCAAUCAGUCGCUGAAUAGUCAUUUCGUUUUAAACGUUGCGUCUAAUCAUUUUCCCUUUUAUUUUUUCAGCUCAAGACGGGAGAAUCUUACAUAAGUUCAGGAAAUUCUACAGAAGACGAAAAGGAUUUGCCAAGAGAGAAGGGGAGUGAGGUCAUAACCUCACGCGAUAUGUCGAGUUAUUACUUGUCUUCGCACAUGCAUCAACGAGACGGUUCUAAGCCGCGAGGAAAGCCUGCGUUCGGCCACAAAUCUAAAUCUACUGGGGAUAAACGUGGUCGCGGGACAGGAAGACCCUCAGGUCGCCCGGGUGUUCGUGAUCGCGAUCACUAUUCUGAUCGUAACUCUGAGUUAGAUUUAAAUCCCCAACGUAAAAGUUCACAUAAUUAUCAGAGACAUGGAAACGAUGUUUCGCGCCAUUCGGGGCGAUAUGGAUCCCCUGUACGUCGUCUCGGAGAAGAUUCCGAGGCCAGAAAAUUAUCUCCGACCAGGGAGUCCAAAAAAUAUCCGCAAGUGGACGAAAGUAAAGGAUCUAAAGUUGUUUCACACAGACGGGACGCGCCACGGGAAAAACAAAGACUAACUCAGGAUUUAGCGCGUCAAAAGAGACUUCUCAGUGAAGAUAUUGCUCGUGCAGAACUUCUUCAACGCGAGCAACUAAGCAAGAAAUACUCUGACAUGUUUGAGAACAGGAAAGAAAAUGUUGAUGCCGAUAGAGUAGCCGAUAUGGAUGAUGAGGAUGUGUGCAAGGAAAACGUAAACGUGGAAUUGUGUAAUGAGGGGGACAGAGAGCGAAGUCCUUCCAUGUACGAGCGUUGUUAUGGAGAGUAUUCGCCCGAGUACAAUAAUGAACAUGGACAAAAGCUCCCAGCACAGAAGGAUGGCAGUGAUACGGUUUGUAAGCUUCCAGUGGAGCGAGAAUCUCUUUUUGAUCGUUUCUUACGCAAGGAAUCAGUGCAGGAAAUGACAGAUAUUGAGUUUAUCAACGAAAGCAAAGUGGAGGUGAAGGGAAUGCGGUACACAAACAGGUUUUCUUCGGAUGAAGUUAAGUAUGGUGCAGAUAGCGUGACUAACUCCGAUGUUAGACCUGAACUGGAACCGCUAAAGUUCGAGAAUGUUACGGACGAUGAGCUUACAUUUAGCGAUGGUGAGAAAGAUUCCACGAAGGAACUGAAGACAAAUGAUGGAAGCCCAGUUAUGAAUAAAGCCUUAAGCCCGGUCGAAAAUGGUGUUGAUUCGGCGAGUGAAUCCAUCUGCAACGGUUUGGAGGAAACAUGCGAGCCAGCGGAGUCCUUAGUAAAAAAUGACCUUUUCUCUGCAGAAGAAUUAAUUACAAAUCUGGGAUACGAAUCUUGUGAGUGUGUAAGUGAGGAUGGAAAUCCAAACUGCGAUGACAAAGCGAGUGAAAGCAAUGAAAGGUGUACGGAGCAAUUUGCGGAAACAGAUCACAGCAGUAUCAAAAGUUCGAAAAUCGCGCGGCUCUUGGAAGAGCCCGACAUGCAAUGUGAGCACUCCAGUAAGAACAGAAAUGACUGUGUGUUGCAGGAUACUGAAGUGUCCGCUUUUGAAAUUAACGUUAAAAAAACCGACAGUGUGUGUCCAACAGAAACCACCGAAAAAAGGCUUGAAAAAGAAAGUAAAAACAAGCAGGCAGCAGACGGUGCUGCAGUGGAGAAAGCUGAUGUAAGAGAAAUUCAAGGAUCCAAACUUAAGGAAAAAGAAGCUCCCAAGAGCAACUCCUGUAGUAUGCAGCAUAACUCCCUUGAGAAUGUCACCAACGAAUCGGAACUUUCCAACAUUGAGGGAAUGUCGGAUGCUGGGGAACUAAGCGAAACCGAAGUUGGAACGGUGGUAACUCGGGAGAAAGUUAAGAAAAAGAAACGGAGAAAGCAGAAAAGUAGUAAGACCAUUCCUCAGUCGAAUUUGACCAAUCCUCGGCGAAAGUCUAAAGGAAACAAAGUUCGUUCACCAGUAAAAGACGCCAAGACAACUAAACGAAUCAAGCAGCUCGAUUCAGAAAGCGAUGAGGAUGUUUCGCGGAACAAGAGUAAAGAGACAACAGAAGGAAAUGCGCGUUCAAAAGUUGUCGGUAACUGCCUCACAACGGGACCUAAUAAUUUAAAGAAUUUAAUGGAGUCAAGCCCUCCACCCUCUACGUGUGAUAAUGACAGCAGAAUUAACGAGUUUAACGGUCAUGCUGAAAAGGAUGAUGAAACUAGCUUGUUAUCACCCAACGAAGACGGUUAUUGCUUAAACAAUACUGUCGAAGAAGUUGUUGCCAUGGGAACUGUUGGUUCAGAUCAUUGUGAUAGCAGUCAGGAGACAAACGCUCUCUCGCCAGUCGAGGACGACGGGAAAAAAGAGCCUGGCAGGAAGGAGAAAAGGAUCGGGAAAACCAAACGAAAGAGCGAAGAAAAGGAAAAAGAGAAGGAUAGAUCCACUCCACCUCAUCUUAUCAGUCAGAACCGUUACGCUCGGGAUCUUCCUCGACAUAACUGGCUUGUGGAGCGCCUGCUACAGCAGAAUAAACUUUGCGCGGAGGACACGAUACAACACACACGUGACACUAGCGACGACCAAGACAAGGACGAGAACCAGUUUGGUGAUGAGCCAAAGCUACCUAACGCUAGUGACAAAGAAAACCCGAUAGAGAAGUUAAUGAGCUCGCCCGUUGAACCUGUUACUGAAACAACUGAAGUCACUGGUUCAUUUUCGCCCAAACAACAUAGCGAUGAGGAAAAUCCAGGGAGUCCGUCAAAGGAGAGUAUCCAAAAUGAACUUCAUGGUGGUUUAUUGCGAAAAAGUUUUCCUCCGAAUGUGCCCCGAACAUUGCCUCGAUUAAAGCCUUCUCUUGCUGCCGACUCAAGCGUUGGAAGUGUCAGUAAACCUCCUCCCCCGCCGUUAAAACACAGUUUAUCGUCCAAUGAAUCUUGUGGGCUGGAACCUCUACCCAAACUAAGAAAGAUCGUGGAUGAGAACGAACUUGAAAACGAACCUCAGGAGAAAAAGGACUUGAAUUUAGAGAAACAGAAAAAUGACGAGUCAGGAUCAAAUGAAGUAGACCAACGGCGUAAAAUUAUGAGUCCUAUUGAGAUUCUCGACGAUGAAGACGAGAAAAAGAGACGGGAAGAGGAGGAAACAGCCAACGGUGUCAAGGCCUCGACAGCAAACGAGGAACUAAACUCCAGUUUUAAUGAAACGAGCCACAAGGACGGAGAAAAAUCGCCUGCAAAGUCUUCCAGCUCGUCACCACCUGGUAGGCACAAUUCUUUCACUUCUCCCAAGAAACCUUUUGGUAGUGUAAAUCCCACAAUUCCUGGCAAUAUCAGGGAAAAAUUUAGCCGAUCGAUGCACAUUCCACCUCACCGCGCCGCCAUAUUGAUUCCUGUCGUCUCGUCGAUGCACGAUGGUGGUAUACCGAUAACGCCAGGUCUCGGUCCUGCAUCCCCGCACGUGAAGGGUUAUUCUCCAAGGACCUUCACUCCACAUUUACUCACUCAUGGUGCACCAGUCCCUCGACCCAGCAUGUUUGGAAGUCACCUGUCCCAAGGAGGGCGGUAUUCUGCUGCCAACUGUGGACACCAUAUGCACGGUAACAUGAACUCUGGAAUACCUUGCAAACGGGACGUUAACUGUCCUUUCCAUGGAAACAAUCCGAGAGGCAUCCCACCUGGAAUUCUAGAUAUCCCUGGUCAUCAUGGUCCUGUGCACAGCUUUGGACAUCACAACAACCAUGACCAUUUGUCCGCGGUUAUGUCGCGCGAGAGACGCGAGUUUGACAAAGGAUCUAGCCAGUCUCCCCCUGGUAGAGAUCCUCUUGGAGAGAAGCAUACCCUCCAAACGCCUAAAGUGGUUAAACCUAUUGCGCAUGUGCCUGGAAAACGACCUCCAUUGAUGCUAUCACACCUUCAGCAAAUUGGCAAGCAUUCACCAGCGUCCUUAAAAGAACUUGAAGCUUUACACGACGAAAAAGCGAGGCGCUAUGAAGCUGAUAUCUUGCUUUCACCUCGUCAACUGCAGAAGUCCCCAGAUAGAUCCCCCAGGGAACAGGUUGUACCUAACCUUUCUCCACUGCAUGAACGUAGGCCUCACCAUCAGCAGUUCACGUUGUCAGAGCUCAACCGAAGAAGAGAAGAAGAAAUGCUAAAGGGGAAACCCGAUGAGGGAUUGAAGCCCAAGCCACUCCCAGGGGAGUUUGUACCUCCUGGCCUUCCUUCAUCCGCUCGUGGACCUGCUAAGCUUACUCCGCCGCAUUCCACAGAACCAAGCUUGCUUUCUCCUGGACGCGGCCACAGGUCAGGAUCAAUGUCUCCUGUGGAUAAGCGCGACCAGAUACUUUCACUCAGGCGUUUGGUUGAGGACAGGGAGCCUGGGGCCAUCAUGAAUGACUUCCUCAAACCCGGGCCACCACGUCUGCGACCAGUAGAAGAAGCAGACUUGAGAUUGUCAUCUGAAAGACAGAGACGGGAAGAAAUUUUUCUGAAUCGAAGGUAUAGCUCACCAUUUUUAAGAGUUCCGUCAACAAAGGAAUCAUCGAUAUACGCUGGAAAGAUAUCGGAGGGCGUUGAAAUUGUCAGCCCUCGUGGAAUAGAGCCCUCAACGGCUCGAGAACGAGAUUUGGAGGCAUCCCACUUGAAACCGUCACAUUCCAGUAUUAUGAACACAGGUAUCAGAUUCAUUGAAGAUAAAAGGAUGCAAGUUGAAAAAACGAGAGAAACUGUUAGCAGAGAUGAGAAACGCGGUAGAGAACAAGUCAGCCCGGAAAUGGAACGUAGGCUUCGCCUUGAGCAGUUGGAGGAACAAAAGACUAGAAGCCGGAGUUCGGAUCUUCUUCAGAUCAAAGACAAAGAUCCAAGAUUAGAACUGAGAGACAAGGACAGCGCCAGGAUAGCCGCGUCUGAAAGAGACCGCGCGGAUGACCUGUUGCUUCUCCGUGGUGGUGAAGAGAGCAGUAGACCUAGGAUGCCGUCUGAGGUUUCGCCCUCUUUGCGUCAUAAGUUGUAUCCAGAAAGAGCCUUCCUCCCUACUGGGUUUCCUGGUCGAUUGGAUCCCCGAAUUGACCCUCGGAUGGUUGCUUUACACGAGUUGGAAAUGCACCGACGCGGAGAAGUGAUUCGAGCCUCGGAGCCUUCGCAUCGAGAAUUACUAAGUCGGAUGGCAUCAUCCUUGCCUAUUAGUAAAGGCGGCUCGCCGAUCGGCAAAUCGAUCUUUGUUAGGCCAGAUGGUUCGUUGGAAAGACGAGGUCCUGACUCCUCUCGUUUACCCUCAGAAGUUCAUGCAUACUCUCCACCAACUUCACUUUCCUCUCGAGAGUUUGGCCCGAUGAUGAAUUCACGACAAGCCAUGGAAAGGCUGGCUGCGGCAGCUGGGAAACCCGGGUCCCUAUUUAGAGAACAGGUUAGAUUUAGUAUUAUCUCGUCAGUAAAUCUGUCACUGCCGAGUUUACUCUAGAACUCUGCUAUAAAAACGAUGAGUUUUUGCGAACUGUUGCUCAGUUAUCCUGUUCCUCAUUGUACAUUUUCAAUACUCUUGCAACCAGCAAGCACUCAAAAUAUAUGUAGUUGUGUAAAAAUUGCAGAGAACGUACUGCAUAAAGAUACUGUUUUCAUUCGAGUGUCGAACUUAUGAUAUGACAUAAGAUGAAAAACUCCCUUCCUUUGUAAUGCAUACACUUAGUCUUAUGAAAUGUAGUCAUCUGGCUCUGACUUCCUUUAAACAAUCCCAGCUGUUUAACCUAAUCCAUGAAAGGUAAAGGCAAACCAAUAUAAUGCUUUGCCGCACAUGUUACCGGUUUACCUUUUAUUGAGGAAGGUUUCGAUUACCUGCUUUUAUUGUAAAUUAUUACUAACGUAUUCAAUUAAUAGCCGUUCUCUUUACAAUUCGAAUUUUGCAGGACCUUGAACGCGAUAGAGAAAGAGAGAGGCAACGGCUGAGUUUAGAGCAGAUAGAGGCCAAUAGAAGACUGUUGCAUGCGGAACUCAAAGACAAAGUGAAUCCACUUGUAUUUAGCAAAGAACAUCAGCUGAGAAUGGAGCAGAAGCGAGAGCAUAUAGACGCAAUGAGGGCGAGAGAAAAGCGACUCGCUGACCGCGAAAGGUUCAUGUUAAUGGAAAGGAUAGCAGAGGAAAGAAAACGAAGGUUCAGUGAAUUGGACUCUCAUGGUGGAAUUUUAAUCCGUCACUCUUCGCCCCCACGUUUUGGUCCUUUAGCAGAUCGAGAAGAGUAUGAGAGAGUAAAGAGACUUAAGCUCAGUGAAGUGUCGGUUUCAUCACCCGGAUUAGCGCAGCACUCUAAACAUUCGAGUACGAACCUUCUGCACUCCGAAAGAAAGGAAUCAAAGAACCACCACAUUUUAACCUCCUCCCAAGGAAGAGAGAAAUCGAGCGAAACCCCUGAUGCAAGAAUUAACCGCCAGCGGGAAAAUGAACUUGUUAAACAGUCAACAAAUAGCACCUUGUAUGAUCGAGAUACGAUCUGGCAUCGAAAUCGCGGGCAAGGCGGUCGGGCGCAGGAAAGCAUGGAGCAGAAAAGAAAAAGUCUUCAUUCUGAAGCUUCACUUCACGGGUUCAUGCCCCUUAAGGGGGGACCCCUGAUGUCCAAGCGAGAAGACGGGAAAGGCCCCGCCGGUAAGCACGAUGAUGAUGACGUCAACCGUUGCUCGGUGUGCAAACGUGAUGCGUCGUUUCUGUGUUCUGGUUGUCAGGCAGCGUGGUAUUGCAGCUCCGAUUGUCAGGUAGAUAAAUAACCACCUACUCUUUUUUCUGUAUGGUACAAUAGAAGUGCAAUUUUUGAACCUCCUAAGGAUAGGAAAUGUUGGUAGUUUGAAAAUUAGAGAGUUUGAUUGGGAAAGGAGAGUAAAUGUUGGUUUGAAUUAUCGGAGUUUUCAAAAACCGGCAGUUCGAGAAAAAGGGAUUCUACUGUACUACGUUAGUGUUACACCUCGUAGUUGUGUACCACAUUCGAGUUCAUCCCCAUAGUGAUUAUAAACAAUUUUCUCCUUAUAAAAUCGAUACUAUGUCAACCAAAGAAUUUUAGAAAUGAUCAUGUAAGUCCAUUCUCUUUAAUUACUUAUGAUCAGUAAAAUUCUGCUGGUACUCCGUUGCAAAUGUUAUAUUCUGAUUUGCUGACUUGCCAUCAGCUCCGAGAUUGGAACAGGUGGUUAAUAUCAGUGUACGCCAAUAAGUGGUUUAUAAAAAUCAACAGACCGUGCUCCAAUAUUUGCAAUAGGAUAUACUAGCAGGUUUUAACUAAGGUAAUUACAAGGGUUGCUCGCUGCUGGUAUCGGCUUAAAUGAUUGUUUCAGGUCUUCGCCCCGUGUCAACGCCUGCUUUACAGCGAAUUUGGUCUUUGAGCAACGUUUGGUGUACUCUUUUGCCUACGAGCUAAGCGCUCGAAAGAGAUAGGGGUUACUAAAAGGAACAGAAAGUUAAGGGAGGGGAGAGGAGAGGGAGGUAGAGGAGUCCCCCCUUCUUCCUUGCGUGCCCUUCGUGUCUUUUUCCCUUCGCCGAUUUUCCUCUUCCACUUUCCCUUUGGACCUCCUGCCACAAAGGCUGUGUAACAUUUGAAGAAAACUGUUAGCCACUGGAAGCAGUUUCCUACCUUCUAUGUUAAAUUGGUUGACCAACCGAUACAUUAUUGACAGAAAUCUAUGAAAGACUGCAAGCUUAAAGGAAGCGAUUUUGCUCAAGGCUGGUGCCGCUCAAUAGAUUGCUCAUAAUUGGUUAUUGUAGUAUUUUAUGAAAAGAGCAAACCAACUCUCUGAAAAAAAGGUGUUUCAUGCGGAUAUUCCAUUUUUUUUUUUUUCAAUUCUAACAGCAAAUUAUUUACUUCUCAUUUUGCAGUUGUCAGCUUGGGGAACACACAACAGAGAGUGCAGUCAGAAUAAGCGUCAAUAGUCACCUCUUAGCGCGAUAUGAAACUUCAAAUGAAAACAGACAAAAAUGCUGAUUUCAUUCAUUCUAGACCCCAGUGCCUUCAGUGUGCUGCAUGCAAAGGAAAGGUCAGGCAUGCGGAAACGUUAAGAGCUCUGGUUUAAUUCAAGAAGUGAUUUUUCAUCUUCUCAUACAAAUAGAGUAUAUAAUAGUUUUGCUUGAAACAUUUCAUCUGAAUGUUCACUCAUUUAAUUUCAUCCACGCCUCAGAAACCAGCAAUUUACCCAAGUUAAAGGGGCAGUCUUGAGGAAAGUAUUAAAAUUCGAUUCUUGUAGCAUAAUUUUGACCAAAAUUCGGAAUAACAGUUUAAUAUUCUCACGUCUCCAACUGGAUGCAUCAAUUUGACGUUUUCUCAUGAGUUUUUUGUAAAAAAAUAUAAUAAAAUAGAUACAUAAAUACAUAAAUAGAAGCAAUGAGACGUAACAAGUCAGUACCAGUUUCGUGGAAGACACUGGAAAAGAUUUUUCUAGGUUUAAUUUAUCCAUAACUGAAAACAUGUUUUUCUCUGCCCUAGAAUAAUCGCCGGUUUGAAAUAAAAUUUGGACUUUGGAGGGUUGCCAAAAUAUAAAGUAGACGACAAUUUCCUUUUAUUAUGCGACUGGAUGUAAACUGUUUAGACAAAAAUUUAUUCAUUGAUGAUUAAUUUUCCCUUUAAUUCACAUCUAGAAAAAGAUUGUAAUGGUAUGGCGCUGAAUUAUUCCACAGGCAAAUGUACUUUUGGUUAUAGUGACGGUAAUGGAAAGCCGAACUGAAAUAGGCCAGAAUUUUACAUAGGUUAAAUUGUUCGGAGGCUUUCGGUUAUAUAGUUCUUCUUCUGUUAUAAUUUGUGUCUUUAUCAGUGUAAAAUUUGCAACAGCCAGUAACAAAUAAUUGCCAUGGGAUGUCGAGGUUCUUCCCUAAAAAUGUCGUGAGGAAGAUUCGAGGUCGCGCCUAGCUCGGGCGCAAACAAUGCAUAUCCCGUAUCCCAUAGGAUGUACGCGUAUGAUGGAGUACAAAGCGAUCCAGGGAGAUAAUCUAUGUUUUGUGUUUUGUUAUUCGCUAUUAGUUCACAUUAAUGUAUACACAAGUGAUCGAAUCAUUUCCUUUUCACUCGUCAGGAUUGUAUAGUUAUUAUGAUAGUGAAAGUUAAAAGUUUUGUUCGGCGGAACAACGGAAGGAAGCAAGGCUGGUUUUACAUGUGGGAAUAUAAUUAUUGCUGAUAUUUCGAAAGGCACGAUAUUUCACUUGUAAAUGAUUGAUAUCAGCCCUGCUUCUUUCCGUUGUUCAUACAUUUAUAGCUGAUUAGAUCCCCUAUAGGGAUCCGGUUCUUCUAUUUUGAAAUGCUGGUCCUUAUUUCCAAGUAGGAAGAAUGUUAUCGUCUACACUGAAUGAUUUACAGACGCAAAAAUCUUCUAAGGAGAAGAAUGCCAUAGUUUUUUUUUUUUUAUAGAAAAGGGAUUUUUAAAAAGAAUCAAUUCUGAAACACUCUUUAGAAGCAUUGUUAUGGUGCCCCUCCAGAUAUCGUCACGUUCUUACGCGCAUCUCUCGAGAUAUCUAGGCCCGCGCGAGAGUCCCGCGUGAGUGUAGCGUUCUUUAAACCUCGACCUAAAUCCAAGCAAGAUUAGUAAAAUGACUAUGGCAUCACAAUAGUAAAUCGAGGACAUUUUUAGAUUCAUGCAAAUUAAAUUAUUAAAGAAACUUCAUAUCUUUAAUUUAUCUCAGACAUGGUCUAUUUAUGUAAAUUUUAAAUUAUGUUGGAUUUAGAUAUGUAAAGUUUUCAGGAAAAAAAAUUGUAUUUAUUUCUGGAUACGAAUUUCUUCUUGGCGGUUGUAAUGUAUAAGAAUAACAUAUCGACGUCAUUUUCAAUAAAUUCUUUCCCAUU